CGGCUGGCGGCCUCCUGUAUGUGCCCCGCCAGCCAGGCAUUGAGCCCGCAACCUGGGAUAUGAACUUUGAGGACGUGGCCAUCAUCUUCUCCCAGGAGGAGUGGGGGCUCCUUGAUGAGGCUCAGAGACUUCUGUACUGGGAUCUGAUGCUGGAAAUCUUUGCACUUGUAGCAUCCGUGGGUUGUUGGCAUAAAACAGAAGAUGAUGAGACCCUUUCUAAGCAGAGUGUAUCUGUUGAAGGAGAGUCACAGGUCCAGGCUUCUAAGACAGCUCCAGCAACACAGAAGACCAAUCCCUGUGAAUGGUAUGUCUCAGACUUGAAAGAUAUUUUGCACCUGACUGAGUUCCAAGCAGCAAACUGUGAAUCAUUCUUCAGUGACGCAUGUGUGAGACACUUCAGUUUCGGUGCAAACCCUCACCAGCAACAGAGGCAUACCAGUGGAGAGAAGCUCUGGAAAGGAGUCAUGGACGGGGCCUCGUUUGUGACCAGGAGCAGCUUCCCUGUAUCAGGAUUGCCUUUCACCUAUGGGAAAGUUGGGGAGGACUUUCCAGCCAUCUCAGGCUUUCAUCAGCACCAGGCCACUUUUAAGACUGAAGAGUCACACAAUUAUAGUGAUAGUUGGCAGGCCUUUCAUGGUGGAAAAAGUAAUCUCCAGUUAGGUGAUUGUGGAAAACCUGCCAGCCAAAACCAGAAACUUGUUCAGUGUCAAAGUGUCUGUUCUAAAGAAGGGCUUUAUGAGUGUAGCAAGUGUGAAAAAGCCUUUAGACAAAUCUUUAACCUUAUUCAACAAAGAACAGUUGACACUGAAGAGAUAUCUUACGAGUGUAGUGGAUAUGGGAAGUCCUUUAGUGAAAACUCUGGCCGAAUUGAACAGCAGAGAGGUCACACUGAAGAAAAGCCGUAUGAGUACAGUGUUGGUGGGAAAUGCUUUAAACAAUACACGAAUCUUAUUCAACACCAUCAACUUUAUUCUGAAAAAAAUACUUUUGAGUGUGGUGAAUGUGGGAAAUCUUUUAGCUGCAAAUCUUACAUCCUUAGACACCAGAGAGUUCACACUGGAGAAAAGCCUUAUGAGUGCACUGACUGUGGGAAGUGUUUUAGUCAAAGCUCUGCCCUCUGUAAACACCAAAGAAUUCACACUGGUGAAAAGCCAUUUGAGUGUAGUGAUUGUGGGAAAUGCUUUAGCUACAAAUCUAUCCUCGUUAAUCACCAGAGAAUUCAUACUGGAGAAAAGCCAUAUGAGUGUAGUGAAUGUAGGAAAUCAUUUAGACGACACUGCCACCUUAUUCAACACAGUCGACUUCAUUCUGGAAAAACUCCUUUUGAGUGUGGUGAAUGUGGGAAAUUUUGUAGUUGCAAAUCUGAACUCCUUAGACACCAGAGAGUUCACACUGGAGAAAAGCCAUUUGAGUGUAGUGAUUGUGGAAAGUCCUUUGGCCAAAGUUCUGCCCUCUUUAAACACCAGAGGAUUCACACUGGUGAAAAGCCAUAUGAGUGUAGUGAUUGUAAGAAAUGCUUUAGUUACAAAUCUAUCCUCAUUAAUCACCAGAGAAUUCAUACUGGAGAAAAGCCAUAUGAGUGUAGUGAAUGUAGGAAAUCAUUUAGACGACACUGCCACCUUAUUCAGCACAGUCGACUUCAUUCUGGAAAAACUCCUUUUGAAUGUGGUGAAUGCGGGAAGUUUUGUAGUUACAAAUCUGAACUCCUUAGACACCAGAGAGUUCACACUGGAGAAAAGCCAUUCAAGUGCAGUGAUUGUGGAAAGUUCUUUAGCCAAAGCUCUGCCCUCUUUAAACACCAGAGACUUCACUCUGGAGAGAAGCCAUAUGAGUGUAGUGAUUGUGGGAAAUGCUUUAGCUACAAAUCUACCCUCAUUAAUCACCAGAGAAUUCAUACUGAAGAAAAGCCAUUUGAGUGUAGUAAAUGUAGGAAAUCCUUUAGACAACUCUCCCACCUUAUUCAACACAGUCGAGUUCAUUCUGAAGAAAAGCCUUGUGAGUGGGGCAAGUCUGGGAAAUCCUUUAGCAAUACCUCUAGCUUCGUUCAACAUCUGAGUGUUCACACUAGAGAAAGAUCUUAUGUGUGUAGUGAAUGUGGAAAAUCUUUUGGCUGCAAAUCUGACCUUUUUAGACACCAGAGAGUUCACACUGGAGAAAAGCCCUAUGAGUGUAGUGAUUGUGGGAAGUCCUUUAGCCAAAACUCUACCCUCAUUCAACACCAGAGAGUUCAUACUGGAGAAAAACCUUAUGAAUGUAGUGAUUGUGGGAAGUCCUUUAGCCAAAGCUCUGCCCGCUCUCAACACCAGAGAGUUCACACUGGAGAAAAGCCAUAUGAGUGUAGUGAUUGUGGGAAAUGCUUUAGCAACAAAUCUAUCUUCGUUAAUCACCAGAGAAUUCAUACGGGGGAAAAACCUUAUGAGUGUAUUAAAUGUAGGAAAUCAUUUAGACAAUGCUCCCACCUUAUUCAGCACAGUCGAGUUCAUUCUAAAGAAAAGACUUUGAGGGGUAAAUCUGGGAAAUCCUUUAGAGAUACCUCCUUCAACACCUGAGUGUUGACACUAAAGAAAGACCUUAUGGGUGUAGUGAAUGUGGGAAUCUUUUAGCUACAUAUCUCACCUCAUUCAACACUAGAGAGUUCCUCCUGGAGAAAAGCCAUAUAUAGAUAUUUAGAGAGGUCCUACACCUGAAACUCGGCUCAUUGAACACCAGAGAGAACACACUGGAGAAAAGCCAAAUGACUGCAGUGUUUGUGGGAAAGGCUUUAGGUAGAAAUCUAACCUUUUAUUCACCAGAGAAUUCAUACUGGAGAAAAGCCUUACAAAUAUAGUGAAGGUGGGAAAUCCUUUAGAGAAAACUACUGCCUUGUUAACAUCGAGCUCAUUCUGGCAAAGAGCCAUAUGAGUGUGGCAAAUGUGGAAAAUGUUUUAACCAGAGGUCUGGUUUUUCUCAACACUAGAGGUUUUACACUGGAGAAAGACCUUAUGAGUGUAGUGAACAUGGGGAAUAUUUUCGCUGCAUAUCCCACCUUAAACACCAGAGAAUUCACAGUGGAGAAAAUCUUUAAAUGUGCUAAGGAUGUUUUAUUUCCUCACUCAGUAUAUUAACACUGGAGGAAACUCUUUGCCAACUAUUUACCUGAAUUUAAACAUUUUUUAGUUGAACAUACACUGUUUUAGAUUUCUCAUGAGUUUCAGGUACAAGUGCAUCUUUAAUGAGCUGCAUUGUACUUUCUGUCCUGCCCAGGGCUAUUACCAGAUGUCAGUUUUUGUGGCUAAAGCUAUUUCACCUCUACUCCUGGCACUGUACACUGCACAGUGUUUAUCACUGAACUGCAGAGUGCUCAGGGAAGCUGACCUCUGUAACUUCUUUUGCUUGAAGAAAUUAUGAAUACUCUGAGCUUUUGGCAGAAUUCCUUUCACUCUGACUAGAGAAUGGACCAGACAGUGUUAGUCCAGAGGACCUGUCCUCAGCUAAUAAAGACUACCUCUUUGAACCAAGCUACCUGGCAAGGGUUGUUUGUAUGGCUUUUAUUAGAUGUGUGUUUUAAGUCUGUUGGUCUAUGUAUACCACUUAUAUCUGUGUUCACUGAAAAAUGGUUUAUUAGUGCUAAUGUUUUAUAUAGUUGGUUCAAUAUUUCUCAUGUAAUGUAAAAUCUUGGGUUGCCCCUCAGUAACCCAAAUGUCUACAAAACAGAUGUGUAUAAAUUGUACUUCCUGCUACUUUGACUUCGCAUUAGACCUCUCUAACUUUUGUCAGAUAAAUAGAACAUUAACCUUUCACAAUUAUAACUUUAGCAGUUCACGAA
Molecule: messenger RNA, 3805 nt
Organism: Miniopterus natalensis
Lineage: Eukaryota; Metazoa; Chordata; Mammalia; Chiroptera; Miniopteridae
Biological process (GO): regulation of transcription by RNA polymerase II
Molecular function (GO): DNA-binding transcription factor activity, RNA polymerase II-specific; RNA polymerase II cis-regulatory region sequence-specific DNA binding
Source: RefSeq, a predicted model, not a curated record